Molecule: messenger RNA, 1542 nt
Organism: Metarhizium acridum CQMa 102
Lineage: Eukaryota; Fungi; Ascomycota; Sordariomycetes; Hypocreales; Clavicipitaceae
Product: protein disulfide-isomerase precursor
Biological process (GO): protein folding; response to endoplasmic reticulum stress
Cellular component (GO): endoplasmic reticulum
Molecular function (GO): protein disulfide isomerase activity
Source: RefSeq, a predicted model, not a curated record
AUGCAGCACAAGCGUAUCGCCUUUGGCCUUUUGGCCGCCUUCGCUUCCCUGGCUUCUGCCGAGGACAAGUCCGAUGUUCACCAGCUGACCGAGAAGACCUUUAACGACUUUGUCGAGGCCAACCCCUUGGUUCUGGCCGAGUUCUUCGCCCCUUGGUGCGGACACUGCAAAGCCCUCGCCCCCGAAUACGAAGAGGCUGCCACCACUUUGAAAGAGAAAAAGAUCAAGCUCGCCAAGAUUGACUGCACUGAAGAGGCUGAACUCUGCCAGAAGCACGGCGUCGAGGGUUAUCCCACCCUCAAGGUUUUCCGCGGCGCUGAAAAUGCUGCCCCCUACAAUGGCCAGCGCAAGGCUGCUGCCAUCACCUCUUACAUGGUCAAGCAGUCGCUGCCUGCCGUUUCUGCCCUGACCAAGGAUACCCUGGAGGAGUUCAAGACGGCCGACAAGGUUGUUGUCGUCGCCUACUUUGCUGCCGAUGACAAGGCCUCCAACGAGACUUUUACCAAGGUCGCUGAUAAGCUCCGUGACAACUAUCUGUUCGGCGGUGUCAACGAUGCCGCUGUUGCCGAAGCCGAGGGUGUCAAGUUCCCCUCCAUUGUCCUGUACAAGUCCUUUGACGAGGGCAAGAACACCUACACUGAGAAGUUUGAAGCUGAGGCCAUCGAGAAGUUUGCCAAGACUGCUGCCACUCCUCUCAUCGGAGAGGUUGGCCCUGAGACCUAUGCUGACUACAUGUCCGCCGGUAUUCCCCUCGCCUACAUCUUCGCCGAGACCCAGGAGGAGCGCGACGCGCUCUCCAAGGACCUCAAGCCCGUCGCGGAGAAGUACAAAGGCAAGAUUAACUUUGCCACCAUUGACGCCAAGGCUUUCGGCGCUCACGCUGGCAACCUGAACCUGGAGACUGACAAGUUCCCUGCCUUCGCCAUCCACCAUACUGUCAAGAACCACAAGUUCCCUUUCAACCAGAACGAGAAGAUCACCCACGACGCCAUUGCCAGGUUUGCUGACGACUACUCAGCUGGCAAGAUUGAGCCUAGCGUCAAGUCUGAGCCCAUUCCUGAGAACCAGGACGACCCUGUGACCAUCAUUGUCGCCAAGAACUACGAACAGAUUGUCCUUGAUGACAAGAAGGAUGUCCUUGUUGAGUUCUACGCCCCAUGGUGCGGUCACUGCAAGGCUCUUGCCCCCAAGUACGAUCAGCUCGGCGAGGCGUACAAGAAGUCCGAGUUCAAGGACAAGGUUGUCAUCGCCAAGGUCGAUGCCACCGCCAACGAUGUUCCUGAUGACAUUUCUGGCUUCCCUACCAUCAAGCUCUUCGCCGCUGGCAAGAAGGAUAGCCCUUUUACCUACAGUGGUGCCCGUACUGUUGAGGACCUGAUUGAGUUCAUCAAGGAGAACGGCAAACACAAGGCUGCUGUCUCUUUCAAGGAGGAGAGCACCGAGGAGGCUGCCCCUGCCGCUUCGGAGAAGGCGGAGAAGGACAAGGAGGACAAGACUGAGAAGGCUGAGGAGAAGAAGGAUGAGGAUCACGAUGAGCUGUAA